AUGAUUCCCUUGUAUAUAUAGUAUGAGAAUCAACAAGAGCCUAAUAUAUUGAACAUACCAAAAUAGAUUUGUUUGUUCCCAAAUUAUAAUCAAAAUACGAGAGAAAUACAAAGGCGCUACUAGGUAAUAGAAAAAUUCCUGAAAGCCCUACACUAAUUGUAGAUUGCCCAAAGCUAACCUAACAAAUCUAUAAAAUAUCCUAUUUUAAUAUAAAUGUCAUCUGAUCACAUUAUGGUUGAUUUUGGAAAAUUAAAAACUGAUACCUGUGGCAUAGGUGAGUUUAUCUUUUCGCCUCAAAACUAUUAUGUUCCUUGCUAUCAUACUUAGGCUAUUCCUCAGUGUCCUAAGAUAUAACUCCCUAUUCAAAAGAAAAGAUAGAUAAGUUUUAUGUAGGAUCAGAAAGACUCAAAAAAUAUACCGAAAAACUACUGUAAAAGCAUAAUAACCUUUGCAUGUAAGAAUCAAGAUAACCUUUGUCUUGAAAUUUUAAAAGACUAGUUGAAGGUUGUGAAAUUUGUAGAUAAGAUCUCCCAGUAUAAAAAACAAUUACUAAAUAUUAAGAUUUUUAGUAAUUUAUUGUAAAAGUCUGAUGAUCCUGAGGAAGAGGAAUAUAGAAGAGCAUUUCGCAUAAUUAGUCAAAUCUUUAUAAAGAAAUAGGCUAUUAAUUAUAUAUUUAAUUCGAAAAUUGUCUAAUACAAUUGGCAUAUGAGAUAUAGAUUAUAAAUAUAUAAGGGGGUGAAGGAUCCUGACCAUUUUUCUCACUUAAAGAAUUUGUGA
Paramecium tetraurelia is the source of this 777-nucleotide messenger RNA. RefSeq lists its product as uncharacterized. The record is from RefSeq and is a predicted model, not a curated record. The transcript has 4 exons. NCBI's taxonomy places the organism in Eukaryota, Ciliophora, Oligohymenophorea, Peniculida, Parameciidae.